AUGAAGAUUUAUAAUUUUAGUUCAAAUAAUAUUAAUAAAUUAAAAUCGAUAAAUUAUAAUCUAUUAUUUAAUAAAAAAUUAAUAGAAUUAAAACAACCAUAUGGUUCUUUUAAUUUAAAAAAUAAAAUAAAUUUAUUAACAAAUAAUAAUUUACAAUCACAAUCACAAUCACAAUCACAAUCACAAUCACAAUCACAAUCACAAUCACAAUCACAAUCAUUAUUUUUUAAAAAUAGAAAUUUUUCAACAUUAAAUCAAUUUGAAUCAGUUAAUAAUGAUAAUAAUAAUAAAAUAAAAAAAAUAAAAUUAGAAAAUACUCAAGUGCCAACAAAUUUAAAUGAAAACCCAUUAAUAUUAAAAUUACCAUCAGAAUUAAAAGAACAAACUGAAGAAGAAAGACAAAAAGAAAAAGAAAAAGAAAAAGAAGAGAAAGAAAAACAAGAAAAAGAGAAACAAGAAAAAGAAUUACCACCACCAGAAACCCUUUGGGGAGCAGCAGGUAGAAUAUUUUUAAGGUUGUUUGGUAUAUUUUUGAUUUCACUUUAUUUAAUAGUUACAAAUUUUGGUCCAUUCUCUAAUUUAAGAUCAAAUUCAACUUUAAUAUCAACAGUGUUUUUUAAUUGUUUAACAAAAGAAGAUUAUGAAAUUUUUUCAAAGAAAUUAGCAUAUCAAACAAAUGAUUCAAUAGUAGAGAAAUUCAUUGUCCGUUGUUUUUAUUUUAGUUCAUUUUCACGUGUAUCCCUAAUUGAGAGUGGAAUCUAUCAAUAUUGUUUAGACUAUAUAAUGAAACAUAUCAAUAAUUAUCCAGAUAUAGAUUUACCAAUAAAUUCUUUGAGUCCUGCAUUAGUUAAAUCAAAUCCAACCUAUUAUAAUGGUAUUUUAGUUUUAAAAUUUUAUAAAGCAAUCAUUAUGAUUACUCAAGGUUAUAAUAAAAAGUAUGGUUUACCACCAAUUGAAAUUCCUGAUCAAAUAAAAGAAUUUAUUAAUAGUGAUGAUUCUAUUAGUCAAAUAGAACCUACUGCUACUACUUCUACCACUACUACUAGAACAAUGACAACUACUACUAUUACAACUACCACCACCACACUAAAUCAAAAUCAAAUUAAUAGUGCAGUAAAAUCUGAAGAAAAACCAUAUCAUAAUGUAAUUCAAACUUUAAAAUCUACAAAAGAAAUUAGAGAGAGUCAAAAAAAGAGAUUAAUUGAAAAUGUAUUAAUUACUUCAUUGGUAACUUUAGCAUAUAUGUCAUUUAGAGUUAGAAGAAAUAAAUUAACCAAUUGGAUGCCAGUAUUUCGUGGUAAUAGAAAGCUUAAUGUAAAUAGCACCUUAAUAAUCACAGUAUUACUUACAAUUUUAAAUGAUAAAACCAAUAAACAAAUCUUUAAUCUCGAUGCCAAAGAACUCUAUAUUAAAUAUUUUUCAAUAUUUGAACCAAAAGAUUUUGAUAAACAUUUUAAUGCUUGGUACAGAUUUUCAAUUUCCGUGGUUCCAUUAUUAUUUAUUCCAUCAAGAUUUGGUUUAUAUUAUAGAUCAUUUGGUUUCAAACCUACUAAAGAUUUAAAUAAAGAAAAAGAAAAAGAAAAAAAAAACGAAAAUAACAAUAGUGAUUCGUUAUCAAUGGAAUCUGGUUUUAAAAAAUUUAAUGAAAAAGAAGAUUCAAAAUUAAAUAUUAAUAAUGAACAACAAAUUUUAAAAAAUCCUUUUAUUUUUAAAACACCAUUUGAAACUAAACAAGAUUUAGAAAGUCUUAAUAAUAAUAAUAAAAAUAAUAAUGAUGAUAAUAAUAAUAAAAAUAAUAAUUAUAAUAAUAAUGAUAAUAAAGAUAAUAAUAAUAAUAAUAAUAAUAAUAAUAAUAAUAAUAAUAAUAAUAAUAAUAAUAAUAAUAAUAAUACUAAAAAAGAAGAAGAAUUUAUUAAAAAAGAUUCUAAAACUUUAAGAAUUAUUUAUUUUAUGUCAAUAGCACUUUUUUUUUAUGAACUCACAAGUUAUGAUUUUAAUUAUAAAUGUCCAGCUCAGUUAAUUGAUGAAGUACCAGUAUUAUAUAAUUCAGUAUAUUGUCGUUUAACAAAAGAAGAUUAUAAUUUAAUUUCAAAGAAAAUCAUUUAUCAACUUAGUGAUAAGGAUGCAUAUCAUUUUAUAUUCAAAACAUUUGGUGAACAUGCAAUUGUAAGUUCAAAAUUAAUUGAAAGUGACUAUUUAAUGAAACAUAAUCAAUGUGGUAGUAUUGAUUCCCCUUCAACCGAUCCGAAUCAAUAUCCAUCAUGGUAUAAACGUGUUGAAAGAGUAGGCAGAAAAUCAAAUAAUAUAUCAAAUCCAUUUAAAUACUAUGCAGUUACAAACUAUAGUAUUGAUCCAGCUGCAUUCUAUAAAUUAAUCAUUAAACUUACAAUUAAAUAUAGACAAGCUAAUAAUUUACCACCAAUUGAAUUACCUCAACAAUUAAACUAUUUAAAUGGACCAUCAGAUCGUGGUACAGCAGAAUAUUCAAAAUAUUGUACAAAAAAAUCUGAUAUAGUCAUCAUUAGUAGAUUCAUUUCUGCUCUUUAUAAGAGUAGUGAUUACAUUGAAAAAGAGCGUGUAAGAGAGAAACUUUUACUUGAAUUUGCAGGUGGAUAUUUAUUUGGAUAUUUUUUUAUGGUGCUAACAUCAAGAUUUAGAAAACCAAUAUCAAAUAACAAAAUAUAUAGAUUGGCAUACACUCAAGCUGUAAGUAUAUCUAGUGGUAUUUUAUCAAUUGCAAAUCAACAUCAUUUCAAACAAACUUAUGAUGAAAAGGUAAAGAAAAUUUUAAACAAAAUUCCAUUUCCAAGUUUUUUAGUUAAUCCUCAUUUAGAUAGAUCUUGGUUCAUUGUUUCCUCACUCUCAUUAGCUCCAAUACUUUUCAAAGUCAAUUUCCUAUUCCUCACUCCUUUGGUUCUUUAUAGAUUUUUUAGAAAUCUAUAUGGCAGUAAAAUAAAUGAAAGUUUAUCAAGUUGCACAAGAAUAAUAAUUAGUUAUUCAGGUGUUGACGUAGGUGUAGUUGGUUUACAAUUGCUCAUUUAUAAACUAACUAUUGCAUGUGAUAUUAAAUUAGAAGGUUCAUUUGAUCAACUUUGUAAAAUCAAAUUUAAUGGUAAAGAUGAAAAGUAUAACAUUUCAAUAUCAUAUUAUCCCCCAUUAGUUUUAAAUUCAACGAUUUCGAAUUCAUCAAUUGGUGGAAUUUUUACAAUUUUUGGUAAUGAAUUUUAUAAUGAAAUUGAUUUAAUUACAGUUGGUAAAAGUAAAUGUUUAAACUCUACAUUUAUAAAUUCAACAUCGAUUUCAUGUUUUGUAGAACCUUCAAAUUUUAAUAUUAAUCAAACUGAACAACAACAACAAUUUGUUAACAUUACAAUUAAUGGUAAAAUUGGUGGUAAUAGUUUAAUUAACAAUGAAAUCAAAAAUGAAUCCAUAAAGACCAAUAUAAAUUUUAUUUUAUCUAUAAUUUUAUUCUCGACAAUUUUAAUUAUUUAG
Dictyostelium discoideum AX4 is the source of this 3492-nucleotide messenger RNA. RefSeq lists its product as hypothetical. The record is from RefSeq and is a predicted model, not a curated record. The coding region runs from base 1 to 3492 and encodes 1163 amino acids. Lineage: Eukaryota; Evosea; Eumycetozoa; Dictyosteliales; Dictyosteliaceae. Gene Ontology annotation, cellular component: membrane. The transcript has 4 exons.